Molecule: messenger RNA, 2288 nt
Organism: Calypte anna (Anna's hummingbird)
Lineage: Eukaryota; Metazoa; Chordata; Aves; Apodiformes; Trochilidae
Gene: ARF1
Product: ADP ribosylation factor 1
Exons: 5
Coding region: 207-752 (181 amino acids)
Biological process (GO): vesicle-mediated transport; intracellular protein transport
Cellular component (GO): plasma membrane; cytoplasm
Molecular function (GO): GTPase activity; GTP binding
Source: RefSeq, a predicted model, not a curated record
CCCUCCUCGGUUACCCGUGGUGCCGCGCGCGGGGCUGGCACUGACGUGGCCGCCGAGCGCCGCCAUCUUGUGUGCCUGGGCGGAGAGCGGCCGAGAGGCGCAGGGGGCAGCGGGCUCCGAGCGGGACCGUCCGAGGAGAGCCACAGACACUGCCCGCGGCACCAGCCGACCCCGACUUCACUGGCCAGUGAGAAUAAAUCUCAAGCAUGGGAAAUAUUUUUGCUAACCUCUUCAAAGGCCUUUUUGGCAAAAAAGAAAUGCGGAUUCUAAUGGUUGGUCUGGAUGCUGCAGGAAAGACAACUAUUUUGUACAAACUUAAACUUGGUGAAAUAGUAACUACUAUUCCUACUAUAGGUUUCAAUGUGGAAACAGUAGAAUACAAGAACAUCAGCUUCACAGUCUGGGAUGUAGGUGGUCAGGAUAAGAUCAGACCCCUCUGGCGCCAUUAUUUCCAGAACACACAAGGGCUGAUUUUUGUGGUUGACAGUAAUGACAGAGAACGAGUGAACGAGGCCAGAGAAGAGCUUAUGAGAAUGUUGGCAGAAGAUGAGCUUAGAGAUGCUGUUUUAUUAGUGUUUGCUAACAAACAGGACCUGCCGAACGCCAUGAAUGCAGCAGAAAUCACAGACAAACUUGGACUGCAUUCUCUUCGUCACAGGAACUGGUACAUCCAGGCAACCUGUGCCACUAGUGGGGAUGGUCUCUAUGAAGGACUGGACUGGUUGUCCAAUCAGCUCCGAAACCAGAAAUGAAACCAUAAACCUUCCUUUUUUUCCCCCCUCCUCUUUCUUUUUCCACCCCCUCCCCCUCUUAUUUCCCUCCUCUUCUCCCUCUGCUUUACUCUGAUGUGGCAAACUGUGCUACUUUGUGGUAUUGAGUGCCGGAAGCUGUUUUCAUUUCUGUUUGUUUCUUUUUUUUUUGUCACAGUAUAUAUUGCAUCAUGCUGUAAAUGUGGCAAAUACAAGCCUGAAAACAGUUAGGUUUCUUAUUUAAUGUAAAUAGUUUUUGUUUUCAAUGAGGCAGUUUCUGGUACUCCUAUGCAAUAUUUACUCAGCUUUUUUUUUUUUUAAUUGUAAAGAAUCAAAUCACUGGUUAGUACUUUUGGAAGGGAUUUAAGUGGGUUUAACAUAAGGGUUGCCAGUGGUCCUUGUGCAGUAGAGCUGAAUCCUAUCCUGGCUGGGUUGUGAGAUCUGUGAGGUCCUGGUUUUGGUGGUUGGUUUUUAACCUGAAUCCUGUAUUUUUUUAAAAUAGUCAAAGAAAAGUAAAAACACUUCAACACACAAACCUUUUGACAUCACUUCUGCCAUUCUCACCCCUACCAGGGGACUUUUGAUUCUUUUUUUUGAAAUGGUGAAGCAGUGGUUGACCCUCACUCAGCUUCAUCCACUUAAAGAACAGUUGAUAACUAACAGAUCUCUGGCUCUUUCUGUUCUGUGCUCCUCAUAUUUGUUCAUAUUCAGUCAAAGAUUUGUCAGCCCUGCUUCAGAUGAGCUUGCAGACUCAUGCUCAACAUCUGACUUUUGGUUCAGGUUGAGAUUUCUCUCUUCCAUUGAACUUUUGAAUCAUUUCCAGAAGUCACAUUUUUAGCCUGUCCUAUUUGUCAAAAAAAAAAAAACCUAAUUAAAAUAAGUGUUUUCUACUUUUCUUGUGUGUAAACCACUCCAGAAGGCAAACCUUUCCACAGAAAGCACAGCCUCUACUAGUCCUAAGCUCUGUAGGCAGAAAGUACUGUACUUAACAUCAAGAAUUGCCAUGAAAAAACACCAAACAUCUAUGUAUAGCAUCUAGAAUUAAAAAAAAAAAAGGAAAAAGCAUGAGAGUUUGGAGAGUCAUUCCACUCUAGAAGUAUUCAAUCCCAUUUUGGAACAAUCCCAUAUCUGUAUAUGUGUGAAAACCCUUGGCAUCCCUCAUACUGCAAGGUUCAGAUUUGCCAUCAGUUAAAAAAUAAAAAAAAAAAAAAAAUGAAAAAAAAGACCUCUUUACUUUUCUUUUGUAUUUUGAUAAACACUGAAGAAGCUGGAGCUGUUAAAACUUUAACUUGAGGAACUAUCAGAACUGGUUUAUUUAGUGUUGUGGAAACCUUGAUUGCUUUCAAUACACAAUUAGUAAUCAACUGUUUUGUAUACUUGUUUUCAGUUUUCAUUUCGACAAACGAGCACUGUAAUUAAGGCUAUUAGAAUAAAAAUCUCUUAACUAUAUCAUGUUUUUUAUGCCUUGCUGUUCAUUUGAUCAUCUUGGCAAGAAAUCAUAAUGAAAUACUUGUUGAAUAAAAAGUUUCAUGAAACUUG